This is a messenger RNA of Lingula anatina, 2145 nucleotides long. Its product is annotated as inactive selenide, water dikinase-like protein. Gene Ontology annotation, biological process: L-selenocysteine biosynthetic process. Gene Ontology annotation, molecular function: ATP binding; selenide, water dikinase activity. Gene Ontology annotation, cellular component: cytoplasm. The record is from RefSeq and is a predicted model, not a curated record. NCBI's taxonomy places the organism in Eukaryota, Metazoa, Brachiopoda, Lingulata, Lingulida, Lingulidae.
AUUAUAUGGCAACUAAUAGGACAUCCGGGUGUUUUGAGCUCGCAUCGUGCGCUGCAAACAAAGAAGGGAGGGCUGCCAUUUUUCUCGCCCGCCCUUUGUACAGGGAGAUUAAAGGACACCGAUUGCUUGUCAUCUAACCACCGAAAGGGAAUUCGGGGGAGUGCUACUUGGCCACUUGUAGCAGGUCAGGUCUGAUCAGUGGAGCGCAGCCUUCAAGAUGGAGAGCUUGAGACGGCCGUUCGAUCCUGUUGCACACGAGCUGGAUGCAAAUUUCCGGCUUACUAAAUAUGCUGACCUGAAAGGAUGAGGGUGUAAAGUCCCCCAAGAAGUUCUGCUCAAACUUCUUGAGGGACUCCAACAGGACAGCAGUGCACAGGAUGCUGAACAGUCUCACUUCCAGUAUGUGGCUCAAGUCCCACGCGUUGGAAUUGGGAUGGAUGCCUGCGUUACUCCACUGCGGCACGGUGGCCUGUCAUUGGUCCAGACAACUGAUUUCUUUUAUCCAUUGGUUGAUGACCCUUACAUGAUGGGCAGGAUUGCUUGUGCUAAUGUGCUGAGUGACCUGUACGCCAUGGGAGUGACAGAAUGUGACAACAUGCUGGCGCUGCUGGCCGUUAGCAACAAGAUGGGAGACAAGGAGAGAGAUGUUGUGGUUCCACUGAUGUUGACAGGGUUCAAGGAUCUGGCAGAAGAGGCAAACACACAGGUGACCGGUGGUCAGACAGUGAUAAACCCAUGGAUGACCAUUGGUGGAGUGGCUACCACUGUCUGCCAGCCUAAUGAAUUCAUCAUGCCAGACAACGCUGUCAUUGGUGAUGUCCUAGUACUGACCAAGCCCCUAGGGACCCAAGUGGCGGUCAAUGCCUACCAGUGGCUUGACCAGCCCGAGAGAUGGAACAGGAUUAAGCUGGUGGUCAGCGAGGAGGACGUGAAGAAGGCUUACCAACGUGCAAUGUUCAGUAUGGCCAGGCUGAACAGGACAGCUGCAAGACUAAUGCACAAGUACAACGCGCAUGGCGCCACGGAUGUCACGGGAUUCGGUCUCCUUGGGCAUGCGAGCAACCUGGCACGCAUUCAGAAGAACGAGGUCGGGUUCGUCAUACAUAACCUUCCCAUCAUUGCCAAGAUGGCGGCCGUCAGCAAGGCGUGCGGUAAUAUGUUUGGACUUUUGCAAGGACAGUCGGCUGAAACAUCAGGUGGCUUGCUAAUCACGUUACCCAGAGAGCAAGCGGCAGCAUUUUGUAAAGACAUUGAAAAACAGGAAGGUUAUCAGGCCUGGAUCAUAGGGAUUGUCGAGAAAGGAAAUCGUUCUGCAAGAAUCAUUGACAAGCCAAGAGUUAUUGAAGUACCAGCGAAAGAAAAGGAGGGAGAGUUGUGGUAGCAGUAUUGAACGUGAAUGUGCACACGGACCAGGGACUAUUUUUGCGCAAGAAGCUUACGGCGGCAAGUGUAGGAGUAUCGAUUGCAGCAGUUGUUACAGUUUUUACCAUCUGCGCUGCGUAUCCGAAGCAUUUUAAUUUCUAUUAAUGGGCAUUUUCUUCCCAAGAAUCUGAUCACUUCAUAUCUUUCCAUUAGCAAUAUGUGGGCGACUUUUAGAUAUGUGAAGAAAAUUAAAUCGGUGAUAUUCAGUGAAAAGAAAUUCUACUGUGACCCAAAGAUUAUCAUUGUUGAAAUCGCUUUUAAAUCAACCUGUGAUGAUGAUGAAAGAAAGAAAGUGAAGACCACCCAAUCGCUGUUCACUUUCAUCUUCAGUGCGGGACAGUCCUCGUGCAGGCUUGAGCACCCUGCGCGUCACUGAGCGUUCUGAGACGAUGAACAUAUAGGCCUCUUCAUCCACCAGUUUGGUUGGUGACCCGUUUUCUACAUGAAGCCAAAGUGUGCAAACCCUUUCGAAAAAGGUGCCGUUUGGUGGAACACUUUGAAAACUGGUCAACGUAAUCACGAACAGUGUACCAGCUCUGGUUGUUUUGGCAUCAGAAAUUAUUUCGUCUUGUGGUCGUAAAAUUUUGUUUUGAUUGUUGUAAAUUGGAUGGUAAUUGUAAUUUUCUUAAGAUUGUACCAGCUUCAUGUAUUUCUCGUUUAAAACGUAGAUAAACAUGUAUGUUCAAGUCAUCAUUCUGAAUAAAACGGAUCUAUGUAAGCCUA